Molecule: messenger RNA, 1317 nt
Organism: Penicillium salamii
Lineage: Eukaryota; Fungi; Ascomycota; Eurotiomycetes; Eurotiales; Aspergillaceae
Source: the annotation of a GenBank genome assembly
AUGGAGUACUCUCAUUACUCCAAUGCAGACCGCUUGACCAUCGAAGCAGAGGCCCCUGCAGCCGUUUGCAUGAAAAAUCUUCCCAACUGGAUGCCCGCCAUCAAUGAAAUUCGCACCUGGCCAGAGUACAUCCGACAACCCUUGCGCGCUCUCCCAAAACUCGCACACAAACUCGGAGUCCAGGAAAUCUUUGUCAAGGAUGAGAGCAGACGAUUUGGGACCUCACUUGGCUCCUUCAAGGCCCUUGGCUCCUUCAAGGCCCUUGGCUCCUUCAAGGCCCUUGGCUCCUUCAAGGCCCUUGGUGCGCCCUAUUCAAUCUACAAAAUCUUGGCGGAGGAAGUGCACGCGAAGAAGGGAGUCUGGCCCACAGCAGCCGAGCUUCGCACUGACAAGCAUCACGACAUUACACAGAACAUCACUGUCUGCGUCGCAACAGACGGUAACCAAGGUCGUGGAUUAGCAUACGGUGCUAAGAUCUUUGGUUGUCGCUGCGUCGACUACAUCCAUAAUCACGUUAGUGACGGCCGCGCCAAGUCUAUGAUGGACUUGGGUGCGAUUGUGAUUCGCAUUGACGGCGAAUACGAGGCUUCGGUUGGCAGGGCUAAGGAGGAUGCUCGCAUGAAUGGCUGGUAUUUCGUUAGCAGCACCUCCUGGUCUGACUUCGACAACGACGUCCCUCAGCACGUCAUGAACGCCUAUAUGGUCGUCCUCGAGGAGGCAAUCGAGUUAAUCCCUCAACUCGACCAGAUCAGCCACGUCUUUGUAUGUGGUGGCGUGGGUAGUAUCGCUGCUGCCAUUUUCCAGGGCUUCUAUACUCAUCUUCGUGAGGAUCAAGAUGCACCUGCUCGUGUGCCUCGUUUUGUUGUUGUUGAACCGUCCGAGGCAGACUGUCUUCUGCAGAGCGCGAAGAAUGGUGCGGCUUGUCAGUCUGAAGGUACGCUCCGAACAUUGAUGGCUGGUCUGGCCUGUCGUGCACCUUCUCCCGCCGCCUGGAAGCUCCUCACCUGGCUGACUAGUGACUUCAUUGCUGUUCCCGAUUCCGUUGCGGUUGAUGGCAUGAAAGCGUUGGCGAAAGGGGACGAGGGUGAUAUCCCCGUGGUGUGUGGUGAAUCAUCAGCUGCCAGCUUAGGCGUCAUGCUUGGAUCUGGCUCCGACCCGAACCUUCGUCAGAAACUGGGACUGGAUGGUAAUAGCCAGGUCGUCAUAUUCGGCCUGGAGGGCGCAACAGACCCAGAGAUCUAUGAGUCUUUGGUGGGCAAAUCACCUACUGCCGUCUUUGAAGCUCAAGAUCGCUUCGUUGCCAAGAAUCAACAAUGA